Molecule: messenger RNA, 9835 nt
Organism: Corythoichthys intestinalis (scribbled pipefish)
Lineage: Eukaryota; Metazoa; Chordata; Actinopteri; Syngnathiformes; Syngnathidae
Product: matrix-remodeling-associated protein 5-like
Exons: 12
Coding region: 373-8052 (2559 amino acids)
Biological process (GO): synapse organization; homophilic cell-cell adhesion
Cellular component (GO): plasma membrane; neuronal cell body; axon
Molecular function (GO): axon guidance receptor activity; protein binding
Source: RefSeq, a predicted model, not a curated record
CGAAAAAUACACACGCACUCGCUCACUUUCAUUCACAAUCGCCAACGCACACACAGGUUUUCCCGGGACGCGCGCGCACACGGAGGCUGCUUGGAUGCUACUGAAAAGCGCUUGUGGAUGUUCCUAAUUCAGCAUUUUAUUUUGUUUUCACAAGCCUUUCAUGCUAAGACAACUCUGGUUUGACUUUGAAUUCAAUGAAUGCGCAUGUGGGUGACCAGAGCACGUAAUCGCGUUCCAAAUUUUAAACAGAAAAAGGAAAGCACGUAGGUUGUGGAACUACAAAUGCGCGUUUAAUUGGGAUGAUGAAAGAUUCUCUGCAGGAUAGAUUACGCCAUCCAACUAAAGGACUGUAAGCCGGUACUAUCCUUGAAGAUGAAGAUGUAUCCAAGCGUAGCUGCGCUGGUGGCACUAUGGGCUCUAGUGGUUACCGGGGACCAAGCAUGCCCCAGGAGCUGCAACUGCUACCAGGUCAGCGAAGUCCAUUGCACUUUCCGCUCCCUGCUCACCGUCCCUCCUGGACUGCCUGCGCACACACGGCGCAUCAACCUGGGGUUCAACAGCAUCAGCAGGAUCCAUGACAAGUCGCUGGCUGGGCUACAGAGGUUAGAGCUUUUGAUGCUGCACAGCAAUGACAUCCACCACCUGCCAGACGCACUGUUUCGAGACCUGAAAUCACUGCAGAUAUUGAAGCUGAGCUACAAUAAGCUGACGGAGAUCCCUUCAUCCCAGACUUUCUCUGGCCUGCGCUCGCUACUGCGUCUAUACUUGGAUCACAACCACCUCCAGUACAUCCACCCGAGGGCCUUGCUCCAGCUGCCGAGCCUCCGUCUGCUCCGUCUUCAAGGAAACAAGCUGCAUCAGCUGCAUCCCCACGCUUUGUGCACACUUUCCCUACUCAACACUUACUACUUUUCAACACUCCGGCACCUUGAUGUGUCCAACAACAGUUUAAGCACCCUGCCCAGGGCUACUUUGCAGACUGCCCAGAUGCUGGAAACUCUAGCGCUUCAGGCUAAUCCCUGGAGCUGUGACUGCAGUAUGAAUUGGCUUGCCUCUUGGCGUUUUCUUCAUCCAGAGUUAAUGAAAUGUUCAGGAGGUCUUCAGUGUCCAAUAUGUGAAUCACCAAAUGCCCUUCAAGGUCAAGGUUUGUUUGAUCAGAAAGAUCUGGCCUGCACAUCCCCUGUUAUUACCCUGGGGGGAGAAGAGACACCUUCAGAGACGGAUCUGGGUGAAAUACAACCGAGUGAAUCCUUCAGAGAGCCUUUAGGUGCCGCAUCUCUGGACCUGUCAGAUCAACUGGGGAACAGUGUUGAACUGCACUGCAACAUCAGUCAUUCGGCAGACUCUCCAGCUCCAGAUCUCUCCCUUCCCUCCUCGUCACCUGUUGCCAUGGCUCUGUCUUUCUCCCUGGAGUGCUUUGUGGCAAGAGAGAGCUACGAGAGUCUUUGGAGGAUUCUGGCUUACUAUAGUGAGACUGCUGUGCACCUUGAGAGGGAAAUCAUGCUGAGUAAGGCACCAGAACUGGCCUACCGCUACAGGCAGACAGCAGAAACAGAGGGCUAUUAUAAUACUGGGGUCAAAGCCUCUGUUGCAACAGGACCACACUGGUUAAUGCAGCCUGCUAUUGGCAUUCAGCUCAACAGAGCACAGUCGAGUCGAGACGUAAUCAGCCUUAUAUAUUCAACAAGAGUUUCUGCUCAUCCUGACCCCACUACACCUGCUGCAGCAUCUACCACUGCUUCUCACCCAUGGGUACUCAUUUUGACGAACAAUACAUCCUCAGCAAUAACAGGCCUAGCAGGCAUUAGUUUGGAUCUCUUCUGCCCUAUUCUAAGCUCUGGUAACCCCAGAGUACAAUGGAUUCUGCCAGAUGGAUCCAAACUGAUCUCCCCAUCCAGUAGCCAAGAUGGAAGGAUUCAGGUCUCUGACUCUAGGCUACGUAUACUGAAUGCGGAGCUAUCAAAUGCAGGGAUUUACUACUGUGUAGCCCAGGCUGGUAAGGAUUUAGAUGUUAUGCCACUGCAAGUGGUAGUAGAGAUGUCCUCUGCCCCACAAUCAGGUGAGCAAGUUGGACAUCCUGUCACAGGAGGAGCGGGACAGCCAGUCAGCCUGUCCUGUAGAGCUUCCGGUUCACCGGGACCACACAUAUAUUGGGUAUUACCGGAUGGAAAUAUAGUAAAGAAGGGAUUAGCAGGAGUAGGUGGCUUGACUGUGCAAUCAAAUGGGAGUCUUUUCUUUCCCAACCCCACUUUGAGAGAUGCUGGUCAUUAUCGUUGUGUCGCUGUCAACCAGUAUGAUAGUGCCUCUCUGUCCAUGACCCUAGAAAUAAACCAAAGGAAGACUUUGUCACUUGGAGAUGUUCCAGGGGGGCCGCAAUCAGCCUCUGGGCGAUCAACAAAGAUACGAGCACCAUUACUAAGUCCAAUAGAGGAAGGAUCAGGCGUUGAACUAGAGGAAAAUGAGAGACCCACUCAAGUCUACAGGAAACAUAACAUUCCUUUUUCACACUCUUCAAACAGACUUAAUCAAGUUAGAAAGCCCCUAAGACAGGGGCCUUUGAGAGAAGGUCCCUUGAGAAGAGGAGGGAGGCCUCUAUCACCUGAGCAGAGAAGAAAUCGUUAUAGCGCUAACAAACAAAAAAUUGACCCACUAAAAUGGGCUGACAUACUCGCAAAAAUACGGCAAAAAACCAUAGUAUCAGACAAUAGUGAGGACAUCAAAACAGAAAAGCCCACAGCAAAUUCAUUGAGAAGAGAUGAAGUCAGUGAGAGACAUGAAGGUAACACAGAUAAUGCAGAGACAGAAGGAAUAGAUGCAUCUGAAAUGGAGGGCUCAUCAGUUGAUGACACAAUCCUGCAACAGGAAAGUUUACAACCUGUUUACCCCACUCUUGCAAUAGUGGUCACAACACAAGCACAACCUGAGAGCAAAUUGUACACGGAAACACAAACCUAUGACAACGAGCAUGAGAAUGUGACACCACAAACAAAAACGCAAACAGAUUCAGUUAACCUAAAUCCAACAAUAGAAAUUAACGAAACCGAUCCAGAUCAAGCACGGGCAGAGGAACAGGAAGCAAAUCCCACCUCUGCAAGAGUCAGUCCUAUAAAACCACAGAAAGGACAAAUUCCUAAUUUAGUUAGAAAUACACGACCACAAAGCCCUUGGAACUCUCGCAGAAGGAUUGGACAGCGGAGGCGAGUCAUCAGCAGGACAAGGGGGCGAUCCAAGAAACCACUUCGACCUUUACCUGAUUCUCUAAAAAGUGUGACGCCUGACACUACUAUCACUCAAAUGGCAAGAACAACAACAACCAUAUCUCCGACAAGUAUGUCAGAAGAGAUUGAAAAUAUUAAAACUCAGUUUUCAACGUCAAAUGUUGACACAGUAAAUCCUCCUCUUCCUUCUGUUCUUACCACUGUUGAUAUCACAACCGCAAUAUCUGACUUGCUCACACCAACAUCCUCCUCCCCCACUUCAUUACCCCCUGAUGACACAGAGACAAAUACAGAUGUGAUGACUCAUUCAGGCAACAUACCAGACAGUGUCGAGUCGCCUGUCUUUAAAUCACAAACCCUGGCAAACACUGACUCUUAUGACACACACACAAACACACAAACAACUUUGGGCCUAAAUGAAGAUAGACCCUCAGGGGAAAAGGGUGAACGGCUGGAAAAUAAUUUGUUGGAUGUCCCGAAUGGAUCUCAAUUCUCCACCCCUCUCUUGGCCACACUCACUGUUUCCCUGACAACAACUCAUCCAAUCAGUUUUAUAAAUAAUCCUGGCAGCACUUCUGCUAGUGACCCAUUUGUUGCAACUGUUGAUGACCCAAUUCCAAUAAUGAUUACCUUUGCAUCUCCGACUGAAAACCCAAUUCCAUUGACUUUGCCCCACACAAGUAUCCCAACUGAAAGGGUCACGACAUAUUCGAGUCUUACAUCUACUACUCCUACAAUUUAUUCACCAACCACAAUCUCACCAACGACUAGUUUUAUUAGACCAGAUAAUCCAGAUCAAUUCAAAAAUAUUCCUUCAACUACUAUCCCUGUCCUUUCUACAUCUGACACGAGCACUCCUACACAAAAUGCCACACCAGGCACAGUUACUGAGACUAUACCAAGUGCAUCUUCUAUUUCUACCACAACAACAACAGCAUCAAGUGCUACUGCAUCAUCCGGAGAAAGGCCAAACAUCGGGCAGGUCAUCCCCAAAGGGAGGCCUGUGUCUGGCGUUACGCACGAGAGCCGACCCCCAACUGACUGGAGAAACCCUGGAGCUAAUUUCAUUCCUGAUUCACACAGCAGCAGGCCACAGUGGUCUCCAUCUCCUCUUCCUGCCGCCCCAAGAACUCCAGUUUUAAGAACCAGGCCAAGGAUUGCAGACCCACACAUCAGAACUGUGUCGAUCCCAGCAGGAACCAUUGCCAGGCUUACUUGUGAAGCUCAAGGAGAUCCGAAACCCUCCAUCACAUGGACCAAAGUUGCUACAGGAGCUGUGAUGUCUCUCCAUUCAAAGGCUCAACGGUUUGCUGUUCUUUCAAACGGCACCCUUACUAUUCAAAAUGUUCAGCUACAAGACAGGGGCACGUACAUCUGCAGUGCACACAGCUUAUUUGGUCGGGACAGGCUGCUAACUACUCUGGAAGUGUGGACACGCCCUCCACGAAUGCAGCUAGCAAGCUACCGAGAAGCCACAAUCCACCAAGGUGGCGAGGUCCACCUGGAGUGUCAGGCCAGUGGUGUUCCAACCCCACUGCUCUCUUGGGUUCUUCCCAAUCGCUCUGUCCUGACAUCCAUGACAAAUUCGAGCAAUCGGAUUACCAUGGACCAAAACGGAACCCUACAUAUAUCAUCAACGUUACUCACCGAUCGGGGGUCAUAUCGUUGUGUGGCCUCCAACCCUGCUGGCGCUGCUAGUGCGUCUGUACGCUUGCACGUGACAUCGUUGCCUCCUGUGAUCCAGCAACCGAGAGAGGAACACCUGUUUUUGAAUUCAGGGGGACCUGUUUAUGCUCACUGCACUGCCAGAGGGGCCCCGCCGCCAACUUUGCGAUGGCGUAUCCCAGAUGGGACUCUAGUUCGUCCAUCUCAGUUCCUCCACGGCAACCUUUUCGUCUUGCCAAACGGGACCUUACAUAUUCGAAAGGUUGGCCCUAAGGAUACCGGAAGUUACGAAUGCACGUCUGUUAAUGCAGUCGGAACUGAUAAGAGGACUGUGAGAGUGGAACUUCAAAAGGAAGCACAAGAAGAAGUGACAAGUGAUCCAAAAAACAUUCCAGUUUCAUCCACUGUUCUAAAAAACAGAUCUUCGCCCCAUUCUGGCUUCCAGUCAAAGCCGCUCGACUCUGCUAGAUUGACCCCUCUGAGCCCCAAAUCCCCAUUUUACCCUCAUCAGCCCACUUAUGCUGACUCAGCCUCGAAAAUCAAUAGAACAGUCAUCACCUCCCCCUCACAAUUGACUAACUUGACAAAAACGUCCGUAGGUACUCAUCACAGCAAACUCACCUCAAACACAUCUGACAAAGGCAGACCUUCAGUUAUUUUACAUGCCCUGCCAGUCGCUCCAUUCAGCAAAGCCCAAAUUGUUUCAACCUCACCCUCUGUCACUGCCGUGUCCUACGGGGAGAAUCUGCAGCUUCACUGCUCUGUAACGGGCAACCCUUCCCCAAUCAUCAUUUGGAGGACCCCCAAUAGAAAACUGGUGGACAUGAAUUUCAGUUAUGACAGACGACUUAAGGUGCACCAAAACGGAACACUGUCUGUCCAGUCAGUGACUGAUCGCGAUGUCGGAGACUACCUAUGCAUUGCACGCAACAAAGUCGCUGAUGAUUAUCGCCUUCUCCGUGUGUCUGUGGUUAUCAAGCCAGCAAAGAUUGAGCCCAAGCAGCCUUUCAAUCAGAUGGUGUCAUUUGGAAAGGCACUUAAGGUUGACUGUUUGGCAUCAGGAUUACCUGACCCAUCAGUCAGUUGGAGUCUACCAGAUGGAACUAUGGUGAACAGUUUCUUGCAAGGGGAAGAAAGAGCAGGGCGAGGACGCAGACUUAUUGUUUUCAAUAAUGGAACAUUGCUGGUUCCAGCUGUGGGUAGGGGAGAAGAAGGCGAGUACACUUGUUAUGCUGAAAAUCAAGGAGGUCAAGAUACCAUGAAGGUUCAAGUCAAAGUCAUGAUGACAUCUCCACCAAUCAUCAAUGAUGACAAAAGUUAUCAAGUAAUUAAAGUACGUCAGGGAUCUACAGCCAUCAUUCGCUGCCAGGCCGCUGGGGAUCCCCCGCCCACCGUGAUGUGGCUGUCCCCAGCGCAUCGUGUCAUCCCAUCCAGUUCCGGUUUUUACUCUGAUCGGGUUGUGGUGGCUUCUGCUGGAACUCUGGAGGUGCAUAGAGCCCAGAAGAUAGACGCAGGAAACUAUACAUGCCGAGCCAGCAACUCAGCUGGAGAAAGAAGUAUGGUCGUUGGCCUCGAGGUGGAUGUCCCUAAUAACGGUUACAAUGGCUAUAGUGAUAACAUUAGCCGGAUAAGAACAAUCAAUGGAAUUAACAAAGCAACUAAUAGCCUUAAUCCAGUCCCCAGGAGCGAUAGUGAAAAUGGAUUCAAAAAGCCAAGUAGUGGAAUUACAACGCAGCUUGGUCAUGUUGUCCGUAGUGGUGUGAAAAGCGAUGGCAAUAUAGGCGUAGGAGCGGAAAAUAGUGGGACCCUCAAUAGAAACACACAUGGAACUUUAAAUAGUAUGAGGAGAAAUAGUCCCAGUUCAGAUACAGAAGGAAGCGAUACAAGCAAUCUUUGGGCGAGAAGUAAUGACGUUGCAGUGCAAAAGGCUAAAAAUGGUGUAAACCCUAGUAGGAAUAUUGGAAUUGUAAGUGGUAUUUCAAGAAAUGGAGUAUUUGCAAGUAGUACAACUAACAAUGGUGAUGGUAGAGCAAGUUGGGUUAGAGCCGACUUGGGUAGUCGGACCAGUGCUGGCAGCGCAGGCACUGGUAGCACCCCUAACAAACUUGUGGGCGUGGCAACAACCGGGAAACAGCGCAUAAUUAAAGGCCAAACUGUUCUUUUGCCAUGUCCAUCAUAUGGGUCCCCUCCCUUAACCUGGUAUCUUCCUGGUAACGGUGUACUGCUGGCCCCUUACUAUGGCAGCCGGCUCACAGUGCACCGGAACGGUUCGCUCGAGCUGCGAAGUGCCCGGGUGAGCGACAGUGGUACUCUUGUGUGCGUGGUAAAAGGUGACACAGGAGAAACCAGGAUUCAGGUCGAGUUGGAGGUCUCAGAGCCACAAGAAGCAUCCCGCCCACUUUUGUCUCUGACAUCUCGAUCUGCAGCCGUACAACAAGCCUCUCAAUCUGCGAGGCUAGUGCCUGAGUUGCCUCGUCCCAUAGUUUCCCUAAAAUCAUCGCAACGUGGCCCAUCCUCACUUGCGGCCCCUAAUCCAGUGGGUCCACCCGCACCCUCUCCCAUCUCAGAACCAGCAGUGAGCACCCAAACGGCUUCUCUGAUGAGCAUAACAAACGGAGAGACUCUUCGCUUACCCUGCUAUUCUUCUCAAACCCCAAAACACUCCACAGGCUCCCUUUCUUGGACUUUUCCCAGCGGCAAGGUCAUGUCCAGGGGUGACAGCGGGGAUUCUGGUCGGUACUUAGUCCAAGAAGAUGGAACGCUGAUUAUCCAACAGGCAUCAGUGUUUGACCGAGGCACUUAUACCUGCAGAUCCACCAACCCUGAAACUUCCUCAGUUUCAGUUGUCACGGUUCCCGUCAUAAUCAUCGCUUACCCGCCACGCAUUACUACAGGGCCUUCACCUGUGACCUACACACGUCCCGGUGUCGCCGUGGAGCUGCCCUGCCUCACCAUAGCAACUCCCAGGGCGAUGGUUACCUGGGAAACGCCAGACAUGACACAGCUGAGGGUGCUGGGCCAGGCCCGUAUCUAUGGUAACCGUUAUCUCAGUCCUCAAGGUUCUCUCGUGAUACAGAAACCAUCGAGUCGGGACACGGGAUUUUACAGGUGCACGGCCAAAAAUGUUGUAGGGGUGGAUACCAAGACGACAUACCUGCAUGUUAUAUAAUGAGGUAAAGCACAUGCAUACAGCUUUAACCCUUUAUUGGCCAGGUGACUUUUUGGCAAUUAAAGACCCAGCGUCCACGAAUGUGGACAUCACAUUUUGGGUAAUACAGUCCACAAUAUUAACAUUUGGUAUACAACUGUGGCCUACAUGAUCCGAAAUGUAAUGUCCAAGUAUGUGGAUACUAUUUCUGAAUUGUAAUUAUAUAAUUCUUUUGUCAGAAAUCAUUAUUUUUAUAUUUUUAAAGUGAAUAAAUACAAUUAUAAAUUAAUAAAAUGUCAAUAGCAACAAACUUAAAAUUUAAUAAAACAAACACACUCUGGUUAUAUCAUGUUUCAGUGCCACUGACAGCGCUAAGCGUUUAAUCCUUUUGGACAGGCCAAAUGAAUUGGACGCCUAGUGCCGUCAAUGGCAAUGAGUUAAAUGAGUGCCCUAUAAAGGGUUAAUUCAGUGACUUAAUUGAGUGUGUCCCUCAUGCCCAAAGGAACUGCAAAGCUUUGUUGAGAUAUUGAUAAUGUUGAAGACUCCAAUUCAGUACAUUCAAGUUGUCUGUCUGUUUUUGGCUAAAAUAAGUUUGUGUGUUUUGUAUCAUUCUGUUUUUUUGUUUUUGUUUUUUUGUUUAGACAAAUUCUCUCAUUUACUAAAUGUGCCUUGUCUUUAUGAAAGGACUAAAAUGCAUUUCAAAAUGGUGCUCAAGUGAGAUAUUUAUGAUUUUACGAUGUGCAACACUGUGGUUGUAUUUUGUACAUAUAUAAAUCAACUUCUUUCAAUUUGGAAUACUGCUACUACAGGAUUAAUUACAUUUUGCAGUUUCUAACUCAGUAACUGCCAAAUUUAAACAAUAAUAAUGCUCAAACAUGAUGAUUCACUCCUCUGAGGCUCUAAAUACUUUGGAUAAAUAUCAGUUUAAUGUUUCAUUCAAAUGCCUGCAACUUUUCAGAUUUAUAACGUGGCAAUGUGAUAAUGUUCCAAGACGUUUAAAAAUAGGUUUGCAAGACAAAGUGCAUAUUUGUAAUAAUUGUGCUGAUAAAAAUGGUUUUAUUCUCGAUAUGUGCACAAUGAUAGCAGCUCAUAACUAUCCUUUUUUUUUUUAAUUGCUUUUAAUUUAAGUUAUUGAUCUUGCAAAGACUGUUAUAAAACCCGAGUUUAUUUCCUUAUGACAGGGGUGGGGAGUCUACGGCCUGUGGGCAAUAUGCAGACCUUUUGAGCAUUUGAAUCAACCCGCCACACAAUUUUAGAAAGAAACCCAUUUAUAACUCGAAGAGCUGUGUGAAAGAGCAGACCUCCGUCAUACUGUAUUCAGUAGAGUUGGCACUGCCGUUCCUCAUGCCAUCACUCUCUUUUCUAGUCACCUAUCACCUACCCUGCAAAUUUGAAUUCUUUGAUAAAAAAUCCUUUUCUGAUCUCUGUGAUCUGUGACUUCAUUACUCCAAAAUUUAUUCAGCUCUUACAUUUCAUAUUACAACCACAUCUUGCCAGCUGGAUAAUAAUCCUGUUUCUUGUUCUUGAGAUACUUUGUACACAAACAUACAGAAAAGAAGACAUGUAACCGAGUAUAUAAACUUUUGGCGACUAUUGGCGAAAGUAAUAAACAUCUUUUUUUCUUUCUUUUUUUCAAAUCAGUAUGCCCCUCAAAGAACGUUUAUUAAAAAUUUAUGAGUAAAAGAAUCCCCACCCCUGUUUGAUCUUUAAAGAAAAGGGAAAUUAUACAAUGUUGUCUCUGUCAAGCAACAUGAAAGUCUUAUAUUUUUAACAGCAGCAAUUUAAUAAUAAAAAGAAGAAUACA